Erigeron canadensis is the source of this 1936-nucleotide messenger RNA. Its product is annotated as pectinesterase-like. The record is from RefSeq and is a predicted model, not a curated record. Gene Ontology annotation, biological process: cell wall modification. Gene Ontology annotation, molecular function: pectinesterase activity; pectinesterase inhibitor activity. Bases 51 to 1790 code for a protein of 579 amino acids. The transcript has 3 exons. NCBI's taxonomy places the organism in Eukaryota, Viridiplantae, Streptophyta, Magnoliopsida, Asterales, Asteraceae.
CUGGCACUCACUCUUCGAUCUCUCUAUCCCUUCUUCUCAGUUAAACUCGAAUGAUGAUCAAACACUUUUUUGCCAGAAUGUCGGAUUCUAGCAAGAAGAAAAAGAUCUUUUUGACGGUUUUUUCUUCUAUCCUUGUUGUCUCUGCUAUUAUCGGAAUUGUAGUGGGAGUUAAUUCCCACAGCUCCAAUAAUGCCAAUAAUAGCAGAGCGUCCAUAUCUCAUGAUAUUGUCAAAUCAUCAUGUAGCGUAACCCUCCACCCCGAUCUAUGCUACUCUACGCUAUCUAGCGUCCCAGAGUUGACCAAAAAAGUCAAAAGUCAAAAAGACGUUAUCGAGCUUUCUGUCAACAAAACCAAGGAGAUAAUCGAAAGAAACUACUUCACCAUAAAGAAGCUCACACUGAAAACCGAUCUCACAAAACGUGAGAAAAUCGCGCUCCACGAUUGUCUAGAAAUGGUAGCCGAUACACUAGAAGAAAUCAAUGAAAUCAUUAGCAUUCUUGAAACGUACCAAACCAAAAAAGGGAUUCAAAAACAUGUAGAUGAUAUAUUGACACUUAUGAGCACAACUUUAACCAACCAAGAAACAUGCAUAGACGGAUUCUCCCACGAUAAACACGAUAAGCAUUUGCGAGAAUCGCUUAUUGCAGGAGAGAUCCAUGCAGAGAAGUUGUGUAGCAAUUCCUUAGCCAUGAUCAAGAACAUGACAUUGACAGAUAUGGCGGCUAACAACAAAGCCGCCGAGAGUAAUGGGAGAAAGUUAAUUCAGGACGAGAAUAUUAUUGAAAACGUUGAGUGGCCGGAAUGGUUGUCCGCGGGAGACAGGAGAUUGUUACAGUCAGGGACUGUGACACCUAAUGUGGUUGUGGCCGCAGACGGCAGUGGAGACUUUACGACAGUUUCUGCUGCUGUUGCGGCCGCUCCAUCUUCAAGUACAAGAUAUGUUAUUAGGAUAGCAGCAGGGGUGUAUAGAGAAAAUGUGGAUAUCCCGAGUGGUAAAAGGAACUUGAUGUUUCUGGGUUCAGGCAGGACUUCCACAAUAAUCACCGGGAGUCGAAGUGUUGCCGGUGGAAGCACCACCUUCAAUUCCGCCACUGUCGCGGCGGUGGGUGCUGGAUUCCUAGCACGUGACCUAACGUUCCAAAACACAGCCGGGCCAUCAGGAAACCAAGCUGUGGCGUUACGGGUCGGGUCGGAUCUAUCAGCAUUUUACCAAUGUGACAUGAUAGCGUACCAAGAUACGUUGUACGUCCAUUCAAACCGUCAAUUUUACAUCAAUUGUUACAUAGCUGGCACGGUUGAUUUUAUUUUUGGCAAUGCCGCGGUCGUGUUUCAAGAUUGUGACAUCCAUGCCCGUCGACCCAACCCAAACCAAAGGAACAUGGUCACGGCUCAAGGCAGAAGUGACCCAAAUCAAAAUACCGGAAUCGUGAUACAAAAAUCAAGAAUAGGAGCCACCUCUGACCUUAGACCGGUCCAAGGAAGCUUUCCAACAUAUUUGGGGAGGCCGUGGAGGGAAUACUCGAGAACGGUUGUGAUGCAAUCGGCGAUAAGUGAUGUUAUAAACCCCGCGGGUUGGUUUCCUUGGAAUGGUAAUUUUGCACUUGAUACAUUGUUUUAUGGAGAGUAUCAAAACACGGGGGCUGGUGCAAGUACCGCGAAUAGAGUGACGUGGAGAGGGUAUAGGGUGAUUACGAGUGCUACGGAAGCUCAAGGUUUUACACCCGGAAGCUUUAUUGGUGGAGGUAAUUGGUUACGAGCCACGGGCUUCCCUUUCUCUCUUGGGUUGUGAUGUGUUUGUAUUGUAAGUUGAAUAAGUCACUUGAAUAUCAAGUUAUGGAAAUUGAAUAUCAAGUUAUGGAGCGUGGUGUACGUACGUGUUAAGUUUUGUACCGGUUUUCAAAUAUAUAUGUUAGCCCUCGAGUUUUGUGUUGCUAA